Molecule: messenger RNA, 657 nt
Organism: Lathyrus sativus (Indian pea)
Lineage: Eukaryota; Viridiplantae; Streptophyta; Magnoliopsida; Fabales; Fabaceae
Source: the annotation of a GenBank genome assembly
AUGCCAGGCCUUACUUUAGGAGACACUAUCCCUGAUCUUCAAGUUGAUACCACACAAGGCAAAAUCAAACUUCACCAGUUCUGUUCUGAUACAUGGACCAUUCUCUUCUCUCAUCCUGGUGAUUUCACCCCGGUUUGCACCACUGAGCUUGGUAAGAUUGCUCAGUAUGCUUCUGAGUUUAACAAACGAAAGGUUUUACUAUUAGGUUUGUCUUGUGAUGACAUAGAAUCACACAAGGAGUGGAUCAAAGACAUUGAAGCCCACACUCCAGGUGCAAAGGUGAAUUAUCCAAUAAUUUCUGAUCCGAAAAGAGAAAUCAUCAAGCAACUCAACAUGGUUGACCCUGAUGAGAAAGAUUCUAAAGGGAAUUUACCAUCAAGGACUCUUCAUAUUGUUGGGCCAGAUAAGAAGAUUAAGUUGAGUUUUCAGUACCCUGGAUCAACGGGGAGGAACAUGGAAGAAGUGCUGAGGGUGGUGGAUUCAUUGCAGAAGGCAUCAAAGUUCAAGAUUGCAACUCCUGCUAACUGGAAGGUAGGGGACCCUGUCGUGAUUUCGCCUGAUGUGACUAAUGAACAGGCUAAGGAUAUGUUUCCUCAAGGCUUUGAGACUGCUGAUCUUCCAUCAAAAAAGGAAUAUCUUAGGUUCACCCAUGUUUGA